Molecule: messenger RNA, 3998 nt
Organism: Gadus chalcogrammus (walleye pollock)
Lineage: Eukaryota; Metazoa; Chordata; Actinopteri; Gadiformes; Gadidae
Gene: arrb2a
Product: arrestin, beta 2a
Exons: 17
Coding region: 167-1417 (416 amino acids)
Biological process (GO): signal transduction; G protein-coupled receptor internalization; positive regulation of ERK1 and ERK2 cascade
Cellular component (GO): cytoplasm
Molecular function (GO): angiotensin receptor binding
Source: RefSeq, a predicted model, not a curated record
GCGAACGAGGGACAAGGCGGUGCUGAAUGCAAUUAGCAUAUUAACUAGCGCUCGGGUGGAUGUGCACAGAUGUUAAAGGACAACGCGGUCGGAAAAAGAAAGCAGUUUUAGCGCAAGGACCGGGCUCAUUUCUUGGUUAUUCCCAGACUGCACGCCUGCCGUGGAGAUGGGGGAUAAGGCGGGCACCAGAGUUUUCAAGAAAUCCAGUCCCAACUGCAAGCUUACGGUGUACCUGGGGAAGAGAGACUUUGUGGACCAUCUGGACCAGGUAGACCCCGUAGAUGGCGUAAUUCUGGUGGAUCCCGAGUAUCUAAAAGACCGGAAAGUCUUCGUCACUUUGACCUGCGCGUUCCGCUAUGGCCGUGAGGACCUCGACGUCCUGGGCCUCUCCUUCCGGAAGGACCUCUACAUCUCCACCUUUCAGGCGUUCCCGCCGGUCCCCGAGGAGAGUAAACCCAACAGCCGUCUUCAGGAGAGGCUGCUGAAGAAGCUGGGCCAGCAUGCCCACCCGUUCUACUUCACUAUUCCCCAGAACCUCCCAUGUUCUGUCACACUCCAGCCAGGCCCCGAGGACACUGGGAAGGCCUGUGGCGUUGAUUUUGAGAUCAGAGCUUUCUGUGCCAAGUCAAUAGAAGAGAAGAUACACAAGCGGAACUCUGUGCGUCUAGUCAUCAGGAAGGUGCAGUACGCCCCUGAGAAGCCCGGCCCCCAGCCCAUGGUGGAGACCACCCGCAGCUUCCUCAUGUCAGACCGAUCCCUGCACCUCGAGGCCUCGCUGGACAAAGAGCUGUAUUACCACGGGGAGCCCAUCAGCGUCAAUGUCCACGUCACAAACAACUCCACCAAGACCGUCAAGAGAGUCAAGAUCUCCGUCCGCCAGUACGCAGACAUCUGUCUGUUCAGCACGGCCCAGUACAAGUGUCCAGUGGCCCAGCAGGAAGCCGAUGACCAGGUGUCGUCCAGCUCUACGUUCUGCAAGGUGUACACCCUGAUCCCCACCCUGGACAAGAACCGGGAGAAAAGAGGCCUGGCUCUGGACGGCAAGCUCAAACACGAGGACACCAACCUGGCCUCCUCCACCAUAGUCAAGGAUGUCACCAACAAGGAGGUUCUUGGCAUCCUGGUAUCCUACAGGGUCAAAGUCAAGUUGGUGGUGUCGCGCGGAGGGCUUCUGAGUGGCAUACUGGAGAGAGACGUAUCGGUGGAGCUGCCCUUUGUGCUCAUGCACCCCAAGCCCAUAGACCCGCCCAUGUCCCGCCCGCAGUCUGCUGUACCAGACCUGGACCCACCCAUUGACACCAACUUGAUAGAAUUUGAGACCAACAGCAGUAUCACCCAGGACGACGACUUCGUCUUCGAGGACUUCGCCCGUCUGCGGCUCAAGGGCAUGGUGGAUGACAAGGAGGAGGACUGCUAGGAGAGCGCGCGCACAGACACACACACACACACACACGCACACACAUAACACGCACACACAUACACAACCACACGCACGCAUAAACACACACACACACACGCAUACUCAAACAUCGUAUACACGGGCACAUACACAGUCCCGAGUUAUGAAACACAAGAGGAAACAUUUCACAAGUAACGCGCAUCCGCUGGGGGCUGAUCGGCCGGCGGAGGGCCCGUGGGGGUCCGUUGGGGGGGGGGUCCGCGGGCCGAGGGGACUUCCAGCGGGCGGGUCUCUCGCCCCUGCUCGUUGCCCCGUGGCCGUUCGUUGUGCUGCCAAUGUUCUGUCUCUACACCCCCCCCCCCCCCCAUCGCCCUCUCUCUCUGUCUCUGUCUCACUCGCCCUCUCUUCUCUUCCCCGGACAGGGGUCUCUGUGGGCGGGGUGGAUUGAUUGACUGGGUGGUUGGAUUGACAGGAGGGUUUGAUUGACAGGGAGUCCCGGCUGGGCUUGUGUAUUCGGUGGAGGAUUAGGUUUGGGGAGGGUUUUAUCUUUUGGUCGGGAUUAUUAUUAUUUGUUCACAACAAGACUUCUGAAGUGUCUUAGGUCUAGUGUCUUAAGUCUUGUGUCUUAGGUCUAGUGUCUUAGGUGGAGCCAAAGCGCAAAACACAGGGGUUGGCGUCCAGGGACGGCGUCCGUGAGGAAAUGGCUUGUGUGUGUGUCCCCCCUCCCCACACCAUGCCACACACACACACACACACUUAUGCUUAUCAUAGCCAGGGCUUUUAAUUGCAAAACAAAACAAGAAAAGGGGCACCGAAACUAAUAUUGGCUCAAGUAGCCAUAUCCCGCCCCCCCCCCCCUAACCCCCCACCCCUUUCCGAAAAAUGGAUUAAAAUUUGCCAAUUUCCGGUCUCCAAAGAGAGCGGUGAAGCUGAUUGGGUCCUAGAAGUACUUUAAGUAUUGAUCCCUUCAGGAGCCAAAAGAAAAACGUUGUUUUUAAGAUAGAGCGCGUCGAGCAGCAAGCAUUUGUGCUAAAAAAAUAAAAUGUCCAACUCUUUCUACAACUUGUCAAUUGCCGUCUUAUUACAAGAUCAAUAUAUGAAACGGUCAAGAUGAUAUUUUACAAAUCGCUAAUGACCGCUGUUCUAUACAGCGACUCAUGAAGGCAGGAUGUUUUGAACCCGGUCCGGAUGGGACAGGUGCAAGCAUUGAUUUGCAGGAUUUCACCAGCAUUCCCAUUCUGCCCUGUUUUCCAAUCGUUCCAAGCGUGCUUUCCAAGCGUUACUUUCUGUAUAAAACUAAUAGACACGUCUACUGCUGCAGCAGCCAGUCUACUAGCAUUUCAGCUGCUGUUUAAGCUCCCUCAAUAACCUCCACACAGACACAGACACACACACUUUUCCACCUUGUCCUCAGCCACAGUUAUAGCUGCACUUUACACCCGAGACUCUUGAGUCACCCGCUGUGGAACGGACUCUGACUGAGACGAGUGUUUUGGCUAGGGACACGCACUUCCUGGGUGCAUUAGUGGCAGACACCUGACCAGACUAGACCACGACUAUCACGACUCGAGAUUUUCCACGAGCCGGUCCUUUUGAUCGACGGCUCACCCCGAGACCUGGACCAUCUGUGACGCGAGUAAUGCAGACCGGGUCCCAGACUCUGGUCUAAAAGGGCACACCCUCGCCGCCGCCCCCCCCCCCCCCCCCUCCAAAAUGCUUGCUUACAGCACAACCACCACUUUCUUUCCAUGUCCACGUUCUCCCGUCCCGCGGCCCUAAAACCCGGGAUUGAGCCGAGCGUCUGAGCGGCUGCAUGAUGGCGGCUGUGGGAUGCUGCGCUAGCAUAAAGGUGAGGUUCGUGUCGGUCCGCAGGCCUCUACUGCUUCGUGUCGUGUCGUUCUCAGCAUGAAUGUCGAUAGCCGUCAGUCGUUAACAUGUUUUGCGUGGUUAUCCCUGAGAUGUACGUCGCCCCCGUGUGGCUCACACGGGCGCUGCCGUUUAGGAUUGUUUUUUUCUUCUAUCAUUGGACGAUACCCCAAAGUCUCUUCUUUUUUUUUAGUUUUUUUUUGGUUUUAUUUGUUUCCCGAGGAAUUGAAGGAUGCUUUUUUGUUUCUUUUGUCACGUAUAUGCAUCAAUGCCCCCCCCCCCCCUUUUUUUUUUCUUUCUUUUUUUUGUAUAUCGCGCAAAGGAAGCUAGAGUCUGCCUUGUUUCACAGUCUGUUGUAAUAUAACUCCCAUUUCAUAUGCUCACGGAAAAUUUAAAAAGAAAAAGAAGAUCCUUCGGUCCGGACAGGAGGCGGUGGCUCUAGAAACAGUCACGCUUGCAUUUGCUUUAGUUUUAGUUUUAGUUUCGUUCUCUCUUCAGCCACAAACCACUUAGAUUUACUCAGUCUGUAACUUUAAAUUCAUAAUAAUAAUAAAAUAAAAAACCCUACGAAGUAACAGCGGGAUAAAUAUGAAGCAUGUUCUGUUUAGUUGACUUCUUCCAAGCGGUGCUGUGACGCAUACGAGCUGUGAUCGUUGUCCUCUCUAUCAUCGUACGUCUGUGCGGUUUUCUGUCGCGGCGCCUCUGCCGAGUGGACAUGUUUUGAACAAGUGCC